UUUACUCUUUCUAAAUUAUCCGCCGGCCUUCCGCCAUAUUAGUUUCGAUUGGUGACUGUGUCUGUGGUCUGUUGAAUUUUCGGUUUCAAUAUUAAUAUUUUGUUAUUAACAGUGAACUGUUUAUCAAAUCACUCAGUAAGACUAGAGGAAUAUGCCUGGACGAUCUCCUCAUCGCCGCUCGACACCACCUCCACCUUUGAUCUCUCGUCACUCCCCAUCUCGGGGGAGAAUAUCUCGACCCAGUCCUGACAGACAUCGUCUAGAAAUGGUUUCAACAAGUCGUGGACGUGAACGUAGAGAAUACAGACCAUCUGUCAGGAGAAGCAGAUCACCAGUUCCAUCUAAAGUUCGUUCAUUUUCACCACCACUGAAAAGAAAAGGUUCACCAAACAGAGAGAGAGAAAUUCCUCAGAGAAGAACUAAAAUUAGCAAAAGUCCUGUUGGCUCAAGAGGAGGGUCAGACCACGGAACCUACAUCCCUGCAGUGACAGAACCUGACACUCAUUCUGUGCGGAAUGUAUCUGAAUCCGAGAGGUUCCGAGAGAGGAAUUACGACGGAGAAAGGGAUCGAGCUGGGCCUCAGUUCAGAGGCCCUGAAGGUUCGAUUGACUUUGACAUCAGUGAGCUGAAGAAGUUUACUAUAGAAAUAAUAAGGAAAUCUACUGGAAGUAAUGAUGACACCAUCAUUAACAGAACGAUAACAAAUCCAGAUGAUAUAGCUCCGGUUCGCCGUCCUGGAACGAGAGGAAAUGACAGACAUAACAUUCAACAUUCUCCCCAAUGGAUGAAUCGAGAAGAGUUUAACUUCAAUCAUCAAAAUGAAGGUGCUCGCCCACUUUUCCUACGAGCAGAAGCAUCUGCCAGCGGAAGCAAGGACAGAACUACGCCUGUAGAUGAAUACCGAAGGAUAGUGGCUAUUGAUCCUUCAAGAGUUACAGGAUCUCAUGAAAGAGAACGCUCACGUGAAAGACCAAGGUACUCUCCUGGCCCCUAUGAGGAGAGCAGAAGAACAUACUACCCUGAGAGGCCACGUAGCCCAUAUGAGUCCCGACGCCGCUCACCAGUACCAGUACGAGAACGAGAAGAUUAUUUGGAACCUAGAGAAAAACCUCGUGAGAGAAGGGCCAGCAGCAGAGAAAUGUUACGACGCGAUGUUGAAGUAAGAAGACGUGAGGAGCGAAGAUACUCACCUGAGAGAGGCAGCUAUGAACGAGACAGUGACUUAAGAGCACGUAUCAAUGAAAAGCGCAGUGAACCCCACGUGAGAGAAGAGAGAGAACACUCAUCUAGACGGUAUGAAAAUGACAAAGAGAGACAUGGGCGUCCACACCAUUCUCCUGUGACUAGAGAACGAAGGCGAACAGGAUCUGUAGAACGUCAUGAAGGGUCUCGGCCCAGCCGAGGGGAGCAGUGGGAGCGGGAGGGAGGUGAGCGGCGGAGGCGACACAGCCGGGAGCGAGAGGACAGAGGCCGUGAACGCUAUGAACACUCAGAUGAUUAUGAGGAGAGGCGACCAUCUUCUUAUAAGACUGAUUAUGAGCCUAAGAAGUUUUACAGAAGCUACGAGGAGAAGGAAUUUGUUCCACUGCCAACUCGUGGUAGGGGUGGACCUCCCAUGCGCCGAGGGGUUCCCCCUAUCAUGCGUGGCAGAGGCAUUGUCCGUGGCAUCAACAGAGGGUUUCGUGGAAUCAUGGUUCCUCGUGGUGUUCCUAGAGUUCCUUUUCUGGGGAUGCGGGGAUUCCCUCCACGAUUUUUUCCUCCCUACUGAGCGAUCUUCAACGUCAAGCUGGUUAAAAACAUUUAUCUGUGCUUUACUAUUACUUUUCAUAACCUGUAGAUUUGUGUUUUCAAACACAUUAAAAAUAUAAUAAAAUAUUUGUUGACAUGAAACAUGUGAAUCAACCCAAAAAACAUGGGUGUUGUAUGUGAACAAAAACUUGUCAUUGUCACCAAUUUCUUUCCUUGGUUUUUGAAAUAAUAAGAAACGCAAAUAAAAAAAAACUCCCUGUUGUCAUACUUUAUAAGUAAACUAAGGUAAUAAAACUGGAAUAUAAUUAAUAAAUGCGUCAUUAGUAAAUAGUUAAGUUUUGUAUACAUUUGUCACAACAAAGAUUUUUGUUGUCCUUUUUAUUGGUGUAUUGUUUUAUUAAGUGGAUAUGUAGUUUGGCUGAACAAAGUAUCAUUUUAAAGGAGUAUCUGCUAAUAUUUUGUAUUUCCCAUACAAGUACAAUAAACUCUCAACUAUCCAUAGAGAUGGCUAGUACAGAUAACAUGAAUAAUCUGCUUUCAAUUUAUAUGUACAGUAUUACAAUAAAAGAACAUAAAGUAUUAUUUAUAGGUACCAAAUAUGAAUGUCACGCCCUAACAAUUGUGCUCUGUAAAUAAUCUCAUAGCACUACUUUCUGUACAUAGUUCUAUACACAGUACUCUAUUGUAGUUUAAUUCUUCCAUCAUUUCUGAUCAUUUUUAAUAACUAAAAAUAUUUAGAAAACACUUAUAGAUUUAACACUUAAAGAGUAGAGUUUAGUGAGAUUGUAUCCCUCUGUAUACUGACAGUUUUACACAUGUAGUCUCCUCCAGACUAUGGCCGUAGCUUCUACAGAUACAAUGUUUACUGCUGUGGACUGAGAGUUACCUAUUUUAAAUAUUAAUAUAGAAAGCAAUAUUUCAUAAACAUGGAUGAAAUCGUGUCAUGACAUAUUUGUUGAGAAGAAUAAAUAAAGUUUCAAUGUAAUAAAACAUGUAAGACCUUAGAUUAAUUCAUAUAUUUAUUAAUAGUUAAAGUUGCAAAAUUACUUCAAAAUCACAUUUUUUCAUAAAAUGUACUAGUAAAUAAAUUUAAUUAAAAAAUAAAACUGUAUUAUAAGUUCUAAAAGUCAGUCGCUGUAGAUGCUUUGGUGUGAUAAUAGAAAAACAUUGAGGAAUACAUUUAUUAACACCGGUAACACUCCAAAUAGAAACCUUCCCAUUACUCUAUGUACAGGUUGCCAGCCCCAAAGAAAACUUUUUCCUGGUAUCACAAAGAACUCAAAUUUAAACAUGUAAAGCAGUGCCCGGAUAUAUAAGCAAUAAGUUUAACAUUGAAAUAAAUUUUUUAAAUGUAGUCCCUAUGGGAAUAAUCUCCGGGAAUGGAGACUAUGAGUAAAAACUUCAGUCCUGAGAAGAAAAUAAUCCACCUGUAAGGUCCUACAACCAUAGUCUGGUCAGAGACAACACGUGCAAAUAUGUCAUUCCCUUGUCAUCAAAUUGUUAAUACUUUCAUAAACUUACAAAAUUUAUUUCAGUUUAUAUUUUAAUAUACAGUGUUUAAUGGAAAUGUCACAGAUAGUCUGUAAUGGGAAUAAACAAUCCGUGAAUAAUUGAGAGUUUACUGUAAAUGUUUAUACACUCUUACUUUCUUGUUUGAAGCAUUUUUUAAGAUUUAAACUUCUGUAUUAGACUUCUUUCUUUGUGAGAAAACUAAAGUUAAACGGUCUAAUAUUAUCCAUGUUUAUCCAAUGUGAUUGGUUAUGAAUUGAAAGGAGUUUAAUAAAUAGAUGCUUUGUACCAUGAUUUUUUCAUAUGGAAGAAAAUUGCAGAACUGAUAGACAAUAUUGUGGUUCGGUACCAGGUAUCGGAAGAGCCAAAGUGUUUGUGUUUAUUUCUUUCAUGGUGUUGUAAUAUUGAUCCUGUCAAUCCAUACAUGUAUGUACUCUAAUACUUUACUGAUGGUGGGCUUUUCUAAUCAACUUGUGUAAAAAGUGUCUUACUAAUAAUAUUUUUAUGUUGUAGGAACCAUAAUAUUAAAUUUACUUAAUAGAAAUAAGGCAAAAAUCAUCUAAAUUAAGUUUUUUUUAUGAAAUGACAAAUACAACACCAAAAUUUAUAUGUAAAUACUUAAUUUGUAAUUAAAACAUAUGUAUUGUUUUUCUCAUCUAUCAAAUUGAUUUCUUAUUCUAAAUGUGACAAAUGAUUUUGAAAGGGAUUUUUGUUGUCUUAACAAUAUUUGAAAAACUAUUCUUAUUUUCUUACUCAGCUCCAGUAAAAUAAGAAAGUUCUUUUCCUAUCAAAAAGUCAAAUUAAAUGUUGUCUUAAUGCUUGUAAAUUUUAAACAUGAUAUAAAUUCUAAUGGUUGUUUACUAUUCCACAAUAUCAAUCCAGUUAAAAACAGUUCCAGCAAGUUACCUGACACGGAGUUCAUGAUAUGUUAUUUUUAUAUUUUCGUCAUGUUUAACAGAACAAAUCUUGUACAAGUAUACAUGAGAAGAUGUGUAUGUUUCAACUGUGCAAUUCUAAGUUAAUUAUAUAUUUCGUUUUCAUAUCAUACAAAACUUCCUUUUUACACUAUUUUUAGAUUUAGUUAUACUUUUUCUUAUUUAAAACGAGUUCAUUAUUUAAAAUUUCGCUAAAGAAAUUUUUAUCUGAAUUUCAAUUUUGUGAAUUGUAACAAAAAUGUUGUUUUCCUGUAUUUAAGUUACUUUGCAUAAUUUUGUUUUGUUACCAAUAUUUGAAUUGAAAUUAAAUCAUUAAAAUACCUA
Molecule: messenger RNA, 4517 nt
Organism: Homalodisca vitripennis (glassy-winged sharpshooter)
Lineage: Eukaryota; Metazoa; Arthropoda; Insecta; Hemiptera; Cicadellidae
Product: zinc finger CCCH domain-containing protein 13-like
Exons: 13
Coding region: 152-1768 (538 amino acids)
Source: RefSeq, a predicted model, not a curated record